Linum trigynum is the source of this 4325-nucleotide messenger RNA. The record is from the annotation of a GenBank genome assembly. NCBI's taxonomy places the organism in Eukaryota, Viridiplantae, Streptophyta, Magnoliopsida, Malpighiales, Linaceae.
CCCGUCAAUAUUAGUUCUGGGAUCCGGGUCAAAUUCUCGAUAAAAACACAUCAAACCCUGGCCGGAGCUAAAUUCAGCGGUUUGGACCCCGUCCUAAUUAAUAGCCGAAAUUCAGGGAUUAGAACUAGGGGAUUGAUUACCUCGCUGCAGGAAGCUCGUAUAUGAAAUUUGGGCUCAAUCCGGCUUCCGGAUACUCCGAAACCCUAAUUUGGCUUAUCGGGAAUUCAAGAAAUUCCUGAACCAAAAACUCGUUUUAAAGCUCUAAAUCGAUAAAUCACGAUGUAUAGAUGAAUUAAGCAUUACUUACGGGAUUUUUGGAUCAGUGUAGCUCAAGAAUCGAGCUAAGGAAAUUUUCCCCGAGCUCCCCUGUGCGCGACUGUUGUCGCUCUGCUUUGUUUUGAUUAUCUCGGUGGAAAUGAGAAAACGAUGGUGAUAAUGGACGAGUGGGGGGAGAGAGAUUAAUAUAUAUGCGGCCGCUUAAUUAAUAUAUAUAUAUAUAUAUAUAUAUAUAUAAUUAAUACGUAUACUUAUCCGAUCGAUCGAUAAUCCGAUUUUCGCCGAAAUACUGUUAAAACGCUCGAUUUUUAAAUCGCGAACUUUCUAGCGAUCGAAAUACGAUUUUAGUCGAAACGGGAUGUUACAAAAACAAUAAGGAUAACUAGGCCCCAGAUAAUUAGCCCAAUUGCUACGUUGGCCCAAUUAUCCAAUUUCCCUUCACCAAGUGGCACAACUACAAAAGGUUGCCACUAAUUAAACCCUUCCAACCUCAUUUCACUACACCCAUUCCUUAGGUUAAAAUGGUUUAAUCCUCAACCCAAGUGACUAUCCCCAUUCUAUAGCAGUUACUUCAAUGUUAUGAAGAAAAAAAAAAUCCCGCAUAAUUAAAAUCACACAAAAGAUAAAAGAAAUCAUUCUCUUUAUUGAUUACAAACAUGUGGGAUCAUACGAUUGACAAAUGGAAUAAUAUCAAUGAUAGAAACACAAACAACCAAAAGCCUUCAUAUGGACUUAUAAUAAUAAGUAUCGAUCAUACAAGAAACCGUGGCCAAAAGAAUUGCGCAAGUAUAUAAACAUUAUACAUAUAUAAGAAAGUAUCAAAUCCAAGAAGUAUUUCGUCGUAGUUCCAAGAUGGGUCUCAUUGACUUGUCAUCGUCACUCUCUUGCUUCACAAACCUACAUAUAUGGAUCAACUAAAAUGUCAAAUACAUAUGGAUAGCAUCAUUUUCGUACAAAAAAUAAGAAUGAUAUGUAUAGUACGACGAUUAGGGUUUUGUGAACGAACUUACAAGUAUGGCGGCGGAAGUAAUGUUAUGAAUGGUUUAGUAAGUUGCUGGAGGUGGUGGGGAUUUGUAAUAGUAGUAAGGAGGCGGCGGGGAUGGUGAUGGCGGUGGCGGAGAUUUGUAGUAGUAUGGUGGCGGCGGAGACGGUGAUGGUGGUGGCGGAGAUUUGUAGUAGUAUGGUGGUGGUGGAGAAGGAGAGGGAGGGGGUGGAGAUUUGUAAUAGUAGGGAGGAGGAGGAGAUAGCGACGGUGGUGGUGGUGACUUAUAGAUGUAAGGAGGAGGAGGUGAGGGUGAUGGCGGAGGUGGUGAGUUGUAGAUGUAUGGUGGAGGAGGCGAUGGCGACGGUGGUGGUGGUGAUUUGUAGUAGUAUGGUGGCGGAGGAGAUGGUGACGGUGGUGGUGGUGAUUUGUAGUAGUAUGGUGGUGGCGGAGAUGGAGAUGGCGGGGGUGGUGACUUGUAGAUGUAAGGAGGAGGAGGUGAGGACGAUGGUGGUGGUGGUGACUUGUAGUAGUAAGGUGGUGGAGGAGAUGGCGACGGCGGAGGAGGAGACUUAUAAUAGUAAGGAGGAGGAGGAGAUGGUGAUGGUGGAGGUGGUGACUUGUAGUAGUAAGGUGGUGGAGGAGAUGGCGACGGCGGAGGAGGAGACUUAUAAUAGUAAGGAGGAGGAGGCGAUGGUGACGGUGGUGGUGGUGAUUUGUAGUAGUAAGGUGGUGGCGGAGAUGGAGAUGGUGGCGGUGGAGACUUGUAGUAGUACGGUGGUGGAGGAGAUGGCGACGGUGGAGGGGGAGACUUGUAAUAGUAAGGAGGAGGAGGAGGAGGUGAUGGAGACGGCGGAGGAGGAGACUUGUAAUAAUAUGGACGCGGCGGUGAUGGUGAAGGUGGUGGAGGAGAUUUGUAGUAGUACGGUGGUGGUGGCGACGGUGACGGCGGCGGCGGUGACUUGUAGUGGUAAGGUGGAGGCGGGGAUGAGUAGUAGUAAGGUUUAUCGUCGGCUACUGCGAAGGUUAUUGAUAGCAUGCAUAUCGCCGCCGCAACAAACACCAAUUGGUGAGGCCAAAAAUUGGCCAUCUUAGGCAAAUCUUGGUUUUGCUUGAUCUCUCUACCAAGUUCAAGUUUGAGGAUGGAUUUUGAAGCCUUUGCUUCUUUGGUUUAUAUAGGCUCAUAAUAAUUAAGCAUAUGAUAAAAAAAAUUAAUUAAUAUUAAAAUCGAACAAAUUAAUGGGUUGAUGGGGUUCCACUAGUCUAGCUCUCACGUAUUUUUUUGGUGCAAUGAUUUUGGUAAAUAUAACUAGCUAAAAUCAAUUGAUCAAGAACUAGUCAAGUUAAUUGAAUAUAUUGUUGUUGUUGUCGUCGUCGUUUAUGUUUUUAUUAAUUGAUGAAUUAUGAGGUAGUCCUCUUCAUGAACCAAUCAAACUGAUCAAGGGACAUAAAAUAAGCCACAAUUAAAGUACUACAACGAUGAAUUGUUCUUAGAUGUAGACAUUUUGCAUGUUAAUGGAGGAUAUGUAGGUUUGAUUUGGGUCUUUUCUUGUAAACUUCUAGCUAGCAUACAUUGUGUUGAUUUUAAAAAUUACAUUGCAAGAGAAAAUUAGCUCGGAUAAUUGUUGUCAAAGCGCGACGUCGACCUGAAUUAGUAAAAGAUUUAAGGUUGAGAGCAGUAAUUAGUCGUUAAUCAGUAUAAAACCGUUUGAACAUCCCAAUCACUUAUAAAAUCGAAAAUAUAAUUACAAUCUUGUAUAGUCUAGUUGGUAUAGAUAUGUUUGUCUUUCAGUCAAGGGACUUGGGUUCAAAUCCCAGCAAAAAAAGUACACUUGUACUAUCCAAUAAAAGACAUUGGACACAAACUGAAAGCUGGGUCGACGGGGUCAGGGCGCGGUUAAUCGCUCAAAAUAAUCGUGCCUUGGGCCUCAUCAUGAUCUUACCCAAUUUCAGCAUGUCCGAGCCGGAUUUGUGACCGUGUAUAGUUUCUUUGAGUCGAAUUGACCGAUCCGAUAUGAGUUUAACAACACUAAUUCCGAUGCACUAAUUAAUAUCAAGAACAAACGUGAAUUUAAUUAUUUAGUUGGGGAAUUCAUCAAAUUUACCUUCAAUUCAAGACUAGUAAUAUUGCCACUAGAUCAAAUCUUAAUUAUUUGGGAUUUAUCUAUAUUUUCAUUCAUCAAGUUGGGGGGAGUUGUAUGUUUGAUCAUUCAGAAACAAUAGCUGGCCUGGCAUGUAUGAUAUCGUUGUCUUGAUUAUCAGCUUUUGAUCGAAGAAAAUCUGGCAAACUAUGUAUCUCUUAAUCACGUUAAUAAUUAAUUAACACUUGUGUUUCUUUUAUAUAUAUUUCUGUCUCCUUUUUUAUGUCGGAUUGGUCAAGUUAGAUGAACUCAUUGGCUACAUAUGCUCCACAUGUUGGUUCUAGAGAAGAAUUCCUUGAAAAACUAGUUCUUCCCAUGACUAGAAUUUAGAAACAUUUCACAAAUAAACCUAAAAAUCAUUUAUAUUUUUAAAAGUUCGAAGGUGAUUCCAAUGCUAAACCGUGAUAUGCUUCAUUUCUGUUGAUGUUUGAGAAAUCGAUGUCAGAGAAUGAGUCUUAAUUUUUGGUUGUUCCUUGAUCUCGUCCAAUAGAAUCGAAAUGCUUUUUUCUUGUAAGAGGUUGACAACUUUUCGAUUGUUUAGUGCACUUGAACACUUAGAUGCAACAUCUGUACACAAUCGAUCAGAAAUUCGUAAUGAACUUCUUCGUCAUGAAUUGGUGGAUUUAAUUUGAAUUCCCCAUCGUCUUUAAGGACUAGUGUUAUAAUAACCUCUAUUUUUUUAUAUAUAAGGAUGAUAUAAGUUUAGUUUUAAUGUUAGAUAAUGCUACUAAAGAGAUUGAACAUAGUACCUCCGGAUUGAAGACCAACGAUUUAACCACUAGACCAGACACUUGUUUGCGGCUUUAACCCUUAGUUUUACCUUGCCAUCGUAAAAAAACCUACGUAAAGUGAUUAUUGUAAAACUAUAUCCGUAGGUAUUCAAGCUAUCAUAGCACGAUGAUCUACAACAAAUUAUCAUAGACACG